AUGGUAAGCUUCCUCUGGGCAGUGGUGGCAGCCUCGGCUUUGGGUGUCGCGUGGGGCAACCCUUUGGCUCGCCGGACCUUGCAGCUACACGAGGCUCGUGCAGCGGCUCCGAGUGGUUAUACGCUCAUUUCUUCUGCAUCCCCGGACACGGUACUCAAUCUUCGGGUCGCACUGGUGCAGAGCAAUAUUGACGGACUGCUCGACACACUCUACGACGUCAGUGAUCCCGAAAGUCCGAACUACGGCGAAUACCUGACUAAAGAAGAGGUCGAAGCCUAUGUCAAGCCGACGCAGGAUAGCGUCGAGGCUGUUUACGCAUGGCUUGGGGACAACAACCUCACGGCAACGCCCGUAUCACCUUCGGGCGACUGGGUCGAGGUCAACAUCCCAGUCAGCAAAGCAAAUGAGCUCCUGGACGCGGACUUCUCUAUCUUCAGACACGAAGCUACAGGCAUGCAGACAAUCCGGGCUUUGCAAUACUCGAUCCCUGUGGACCUGGCCGAGCAUGUGGACCUCAUUCAUCCCAUCAUCAGCUUCCCGGUGCAAAUCGUGAACAACACUGCACCCGCCGUUAUUUGUGGACCUUACACCCAGCCGAAUAUCACAGUAGCAUGCCUCCAGUACCUGUAUGGCAUUCCGACUAUUCCCGCGACGAAUCCCGACAACGGUAUCGUGGUCGCCGGAUAUUUGGAGGAAUAUGCGAAUGCGAACGAUCUGAAGAUAUUCCUGGAACGAUACAGGCCAGAUAUUGACCCGUCGACGACCUUCGCGACAGAGACGAUUGACGGAGGCAGUAACCUGCAGAAUGUUACCGCUGGAUCUGAAGGGAAUCUCGAUAUACAGUAUACCGUCGGCCUUGCCACGGGCGUCCCAGUGACCUACCUCCUGGCCGGAAACGACACACAUGACGGGCUGUCCGGCUUCCUCGACACGGUGAACUAUCUCCUCAAUCAGACAUCGCCACCCCCGGUGAUGACGACGAGCUACUCCUCCAACGAGAAUGUGAUCUCAGAGAAACUGGCAUAUAACCUUUGCAACGCGUAUGCCCAACUCGGCGCGAGGGGUGUCUCAAUCUUAUUCUCUUCCGGCGACGGUGGCGUCUCAGGUACAGGCUACCAAGAUUGCACGACCUUCGUGCCUACGUUCCCCAACACGUGCCCAUACGUGACUUCGGUUGGUGCCACGGGUGCGGACAUCAACUGGGCCGACCAACAAGGCGUGCCCUUCUCGGGCGGCGGCUUCUCCAACUACUUCCCCACGCCGGCCUACCAGUCUUCCGCAGUCUCGGCCUACCUCAAGCAGCUCGGUAGCAAUGACACAGGGCUGUACAACGCGUCCGGUCGCGGCUUCCCGGACAUCAGUGGCUUCGGCGUGCUUUUCGCCACCGUGGUCGAUGGCCACUAUAACCCGGCGACGGGCACGAGUUGCUCGACGCCGAUGUGGGCGAGCGUUAUCGCGCUGCUGAACGACGAGCUGCUCAAUGCAGGCAAGCCCGUGCUGGGCUUCCUGAACCCAUGGUUGUACUCGAAGGCGGCGGGUGCGGUGACGGAUAUUGUGAACGGGAAUAACAAGCAGUGCCUGGAGUCCGACGGCUCCGUGGCCGGCUUCGUGGCGACGACCGGGUGGGACCCUGUCACCGGUCUGGGGACGCCUCUCUACGACACAUUGAGAGCGGCAGCAGGGCUCUGA
Molecule: messenger RNA, 1689 nt
Organism: Fomitopsis serialis
Lineage: Eukaryota; Fungi; Basidiomycota; Agaricomycetes; Polyporales; Fomitopsidaceae
Product: family S53 protease
Exons: 9
Coding region: 1-1689 (562 amino acids)
Biological process (GO): proteolysis
Molecular function (GO): serine-type endopeptidase activity; tripeptidyl-peptidase activity
Source: RefSeq, a predicted model, not a curated record